Cylicostephanus goldi is the source of this 279-nucleotide messenger RNA. The record is from the annotation of a GenBank genome assembly. Lineage: Eukaryota; Metazoa; Nematoda; Chromadorea; Rhabditida; Strongylidae.
AUGCUGAUAGUCGAUGGUGGCACGGCUGUGGCUAAUGGCAUCGAAAGUCGCCUUAGCAAACUUCCACUCAAAGGUUCCCGCGGAAUUCAAAAGAGAAGGAAUUCGGCCGGUGCUGUUUCGUCUUCAUUUUUGGAUCGUCUUGGCGAUGAUAAGCCAAGAAGAGGACGUGUCGGUGGUCGCGGAGGAGCUGGACGAAGGGAGCGCAGGCCGCAGAAAUCCGUAGCUGAACUGGAUGCGGAGUUGGAAUCUUAUAUGAAGGGGAGAGCAAUGGAUCUCUAG